Molecule: messenger RNA, 750 nt
Organism: Danio aesculapii
Lineage: Eukaryota; Metazoa; Chordata; Actinopteri; Cypriniformes; Danionidae
Product: GTPase IMAP family member 9-like
Exons: 4
Coding region: 1-750 (249 amino acids)
Molecular function (GO): GTP binding
Source: RefSeq, a predicted model, not a curated record
AUGGGCAAGAUUGACCAUGCUAGCACGCUCGACCUGGGGAUUCGCCUCAUACCCCUUGCCCGUUCUGUCAUCGAGGAAGUGUCAGAGAGACGGAUUGUUCUUGUGGGUGGAAGUGGUGCUGGGAAAACUGCAUCUGCAAACACAAUCCUGGGACGGAGAGAGUUCGGAUCUGAGAGGAGUUCAGUGACCGGAUCAGUUGCUCAAGCCACAGUUUCAGGCAGAUCUGUGUCUGUAGUCGACACUCCUGGAUUAUUUUACGGAGGCAUGAGAAAUGAAGAGAUGAGGAUGAUGUUGGAGAUUAGCAGAAGUGUGAGUUUAUCCAGUCCUGGACCUCACGCUUUCCUUAUUGUGUUCAGUGUAAAUGACAGAUUCGCUGAUCAGCAGAUUCCUCAGAUGAUGAAGAUGAUGUUUGGUGAAGAAGUGUUCAAAUACUCCAUCAUUCUCUUCACUCAUAGAUCUCGACUGGAUGAAGAAGAGCGCAUAAAGAAGCUGAUAGAGCAGAACAGUGCAUUAAGAGCUGCAGUAGAUCAGUGUGGAGGCAGAUAUCAUGUGUUUAACAAUAAAGAUGUGAAUAACAGAGAGCAGGUGGAGGAUCUACUGCAGAAGAUUGACUCAAUGAUACAGCAGAAUGGAGGAGCACACUACACUAACCAGAUGACUGAAGACGCUGAGAUACAUGAGAGAAGAAGAAGAGAGAAUCCUAAGAGAACAAAUGCGCAGAAAUCCCAAGAAUUUCUGUAUCCUAUCUAG